GGGGCUCCGUGCCCGCCGGGUGAGCUAGCGCCACCGCUGCCCGCGCUGCCCCGAGCCCAUCCAGAGAGGGUGCGGGCGCCGUGUGGGUGCUGGACGCGGGAGCUCCCGAGGCCGGAGCGCGCGCCUAGCCGCGUGGGCGGCGAUGAGCGCCGAGGGACCGCAGCCCCUGGCCGCCCCCCGCGGGCGCCCUGGUCACCUGCUGGUGCCCACGCGGACCAAAACUGCCCUCGCCUUGUUGUAUGAUGAAAGGUUGGAAAAUGCCUAUGAUGUCCGGCUGAAGCUGACGAAAGAGGUGCUGACUAUUCAAAAGCAAGACGUCGUCUGUGUGGGGGGAGCUCAUUCCAGUGCCAAUCACAGAACUGUUACACUUCACAGACAGCCUGUGGGCGGCCUGGGGCUAAGCAUCAAGGGAGGAGUGGAGCAUGGUGUCCCUGUCGUCAUAUCCAAAAUAUUCAAAGACCAAGCAGCCGACCAGACAGGGAUGUUGUUCAUAGGAGACGCUGUUCUACAGGUUAAUGGCAUUAAUGUAGAAAGUGCAACCCAUGAAGAAGUGGUGCAUCUUCUGAGAAAUGCUGGUGAUAAUGUUACCGUCACUGUGGAGUAUCUCAGGGACGCACCUUCCUUUCUGAAGCUCCCAGUGGGGUCCCCAGGGCCAUCCAGUGACCACAGCAGCAGGGCCUCCUCGCCCCUCUUUGACAGUGGCCUGCACCUGAAUGGACACUGCAGCCACACAGCCCCAUCAUCACCUUCCUCACCCACAGCUAAUGAACCAAAGUAUGAGAAGUGUUGGAUAGACACCUUGUCGGUUCCUUUGUCCCUGGCUCGGAUCUCAAGGUACAAAGGUGGAACAGAAAAGCUCAGGUCCAGUGCAUUCGAGGUACUAGCCCUAGACGGAGCCAGCACAGGAGUCCUUCAGUUCUCUACAGCCCAGGACUGUGCCGACUGGCUGCGUGCAGUCUCAGCCAACAUCAGUGACCUGAUGCUUCAACAUAUGAAAAUGGCAAAUAAAUGCUGCUCUCCCUGUGAACAGGUGGUGCACAUGGGGUGGGUAAAUGAGAGGCUCCAGGGAGCUGAUGCCGCUCAGACCUUCAGAUCCAAGUUCCUGGCCCUGAAGGGCUCAUCCUUCUACAUUUUCAACACUCCUCCGGUGAGCACGCUGGACUGGGGACUAGCAGAACGAGUCUACAACCUCUGUGAGGUGCUGUUUAAAGUUCACAAGAUCUGGCUUUCGGAUGACUGCUGGCUGCAGGCAAACUUGUAUCUGGGUCUCCAGGAUUUUGACUGUGAGGACUCCCGGCCAUACUGCUUCAGUGUCCUUGCCAGCCACGGGAAGAGCCAUGUCUUCAGUGUGGAGCUGGGUAGUGAGCUCGCAGUAUGGGAGAAGUCCUUCCAAAGAGCAACUUUCAUGGAAGUUCAGAGAACGGGGUCAAAAACAUAUAUGUGCAGCUGGCAAGGAGAAAUGCUGUGCUUCACGGUGGAUUUUGCACUGGGAUUCACCUGCUUUGAUUGUAAGACAAAGAAUGUGCUCUGGAGAUUCAAGUUCUCUCAGCUUAAGGGAUCUUCAGAUGAUGGAAAAACUAGAGUAAAACUGCUGUUUCAGAAUCUGGACACCAAACAGAUCGAGAUGAAGGAGCUGGAGUUUCAGGACCUGACAGUAGUCCUCCACUGUAUCCACUCCUUCAUCGCUGCCAAAGUGGCCUCUCUAGACCCUGUGUUCAUGGACAGUCAGAGUAUGACAAGAAGAUACAUGUGCAGCAGCUGAGACAAGAGUCUGGGGGACGCUGAAGAAAGUCAAAUUAUUUUCUUAAGAAAUUAAUCUUUCCUGCACAAUAUUGCAAUUUUGUGUGGUUUUAUAACGAGCCUAUAGUUGUGAUACCAAUAAAAACAUCACUAUUUCACAGA
This is a messenger RNA of Nannospalax galili (Upper Galilee mountains blind mole rat), 1902 nucleotides long. RefSeq names its product syntrophin gamma 2 (gene Sntg2). The record is from RefSeq and is a predicted model, not a curated record. Bases 143 to 1762 code for a protein of 539 amino acids. Gene Ontology annotation, cellular component: intracellular anatomical structure; dystrophin-associated glycoprotein complex. Gene Ontology annotation, molecular function: structural molecule activity; protein binding. NCBI's taxonomy places the organism in Eukaryota, Metazoa, Chordata, Mammalia, Rodentia, Spalacidae. The transcript is spliced from 17 exons.